AUGUUCCUGACCAACAUUUUGCUGAAGAAAGCAAAAAGCAAGAACAUUCUCGUGCUGAUGGAAAGUGCGGUCAGCGGGCAUCAUUUUACAAUGAUCCGGGAGCGGCUGGCAGACAAGCUGGAACUGCAACGCUUUGAUCCUUACAUCCAAAGGAUGUCUCUGUACCGAGAGCGCAAACGGCUGCGAAGCUUGAAUUGA
Anopheles marshallii is the source of this 198-nucleotide messenger RNA. It is a transcript of the gene mRpL33, whose product is annotated as 39S ribosomal protein L33, mitochondrial. The coding region runs from base 1 to 198 and encodes 65 amino acids. Lineage: Eukaryota; Metazoa; Arthropoda; Insecta; Diptera; Culicidae. Gene Ontology annotation, biological process: translation. The record is from RefSeq and is a predicted model, not a curated record. The transcript has 3 exons. Gene Ontology annotation, cellular component: mitochondrion.